Molecule: messenger RNA, 1462 nt
Organism: Rotaria sordida
Lineage: Eukaryota; Metazoa; Rotifera; Eurotatoria; Philodinida; Philodinidae
Source: the annotation of a GenBank genome assembly
AUGAAUAGAAGUAUUGCUUUUAAAGUAGUUCUAUUAGGAGAAGGCAGUGUUGGUAAAACUUCAAUUGUUCUACGUUAUACAGAAAAUUUAUUUAAUGAUAAACAUCUUGAAACACAACAAGCUUCUUUCAAAACAAAAAAAUUAAAUUUGGAUGGUCGUCGGGUUGAUUUGGCUAUAUGGGAUACAGCAGGACAAGAACGAUUUCGAGCACUUGGUCCUUUAUAUUAUCGUGAAGCAAAUGGUGCUAUACUUGUAUUUGAUAUAACAGAUGAAGAUUCAUUCGAUCGAGUAAAAAGUUGGGUAAAAGAAUUAAAACGAAUGUUGGGCGAUGAUGUAGUUUUAUGUAUUGUCGGAAAUAAAAUUGAUCUUGAAAGAGAUCGCCAUGUAUCCAUGCAAACAGCCGAAGAAUAUGCUCGAUCAGUUAAUGCAAAACUUUAUCAUGCAUCAGCUAAAUUAAAUAAAGGAAUUGAAGAAAUUUUUAAUGAUUUAGCUGCUCGUAUGCUUGAAAAAGUACCAGCAACUUCAAAUAAUUCGAAUGCACUUCGACCAAGUGGAAUUCCCAUUCAAUCAUCUUCAACAACAGGUGAAAAUGGUCGGCAGAAGGCUGGCUCUUGUUGCUAGUGCUUUGUUUUUUAAAUUUUAUGUUUAUUCAUGUGAAAAAUCGAAGUUUAAAAAAAAACCUAUUAUUAUUUUUUUUUUCAUGCUCUUAUUUUCUAUUAUUAUUAUAAAUUUAUGUUCAAUUUCUAACUACAAAUUCUCUGAUAUUUCUCUCGGUUGAUCGAUACACAAUGUACGUUCUAUCAAAACUCGAAAUAGAGCUACACUUUUUUAGACUUGAUCUUCAUAUGAACCUCCUCAAAGUGUUUGUAUCUAUCAUCGAUUUUCGCCGGUCUUGUCUGUCUUUAGCGGCUGCUGUCUUUGUUUUUUAUCUACUAGCAUUAUGAUAAUAAUUGAAUACAAGCACAAUACUUUCUUGAUAACAAGAUAAGGAAUGCUUGUUUUUACUGGAAUGAUGACUGUACGAAAUAUGUACUGAUGUAGUAAAGCGUGUAUUUGCCGAGAAUAGACAAAAACGAAAAGAUUAACAUUAAUAAAAAAAUCUGUUUUUAUUUUGAAAUAUUUAAAAUAAAUUUGAUGAGCUAGUUGAAGAAACAAUAUCGAAUCCUGCCAUAUCAUGAUAAUAUAAAUAUGAAUUAGAAAACAAUAAACAUUGGCCAAUGAUUCAUGUAUAAUAAUAAUAAUAAUAUUAAUUGAAUAGAAAGUGUAAAAAAUAACUCAGAAAACCGGUUGAGUAAAGUAAAUCAUAUAAUGAGCGAUGAACAAUCUAUUAUUAGACAUGAUUAUGUCCCGUUAAAAUGGAAAAACAAAACCAUUUCUUCCAUAUUAAUCUUAGAUCACAUAAUAUUUCUGAAUAAGUAACCUGUUGAUAAAUUACCGAAAAAAAAAACUUUUCAGAGCUUAA